Messenger RNA from Euleptes europaea (tarantolino), 1754 nucleotides. Its product is annotated as prosaposin-like. The transcript is spliced from 14 exons. The record is from RefSeq and is a predicted model, not a curated record. Gene Ontology annotation, biological process: sphingolipid metabolic process. Gene Ontology annotation, cellular component: lysosome. Lineage: Eukaryota; Metazoa; Chordata; Lepidosauria; Squamata; Sphaerodactylidae. The coding region runs from base 48 to 1634 and encodes 528 amino acids.
CCAGCUUACCUGUCCUCACAGUUGAAGCUGUCAUUCACACCAAGAGCAUGGAAGGCUUGUGGAAAGGCUGUGUGCUGCUGAUAGCACUCUGCUUGACUUCUUACCAAGCUACUGCAAGUCCUCUGUCCUGGGAGAAAGAGUGUGUAGAAAGUCCAGAAACAUGGUGUCAGGAUUUCCCAACGGCAUUGAAAUGUGGGACCUUGGAUCACUGUCAACAAAUGAUGAAUACCUUCCCUAAGUUCUCCUUUAGAUGUUCUAUAUGUAAACUUGUUGUGGUCAUGGUAGCAAAAGUCCUACAAGACAAUGCCACAGAUGAAAGAAUCUCUAAGACGCUGGAGAUGGGAUGCCAGUAUCUUCCCUUCCAAGACUGGGCAGUCAAAUGCAAGAAGUUGAUAGACACUGGAGUGAUAAUUCUGGUUGAACUUGGAAAACAAGUGCAGAAUAGGCCUGAAAUAGUGUGCAUCGCUUUCAGGAUUUGCAAUGCGAAAGAAACCCCCCAAGGAGCUCUGAAGUUCCAGAAGCCAUUGGAGCCCAAUGGAGAGCCUGAACUGGACUUCCCCCAAAUUACGUCUCCUUUCAUAGCUAAUGUGCCUCUUCUCCUUUAUCCUCAAGAGGAGACUCAGGAGAGAGGAGAUUCCUGCAGAGAGUGCGAAAAGGUAGUCGCUGAUAUGAAGGAAGCCAUGAAGAGCAGUCCCUUCUUUGUUCAGUCCUUAGCUGCUUAUGCCAAACAACACUGUGAAAAUCUGGGGUCUGCCUUGGCUGAUGAGUGUAAGAAGUACGUCUUUGAAUAUGCACAUGUUUUUAUCCAGCUGCUGACAGAAUCCUUGGUAAGUCAACCAAAGGCUAUUUGCACUGAAGCGGGAUUCUGCAACUCUGCACAGUCUCAACCUAUUCAUACUUUGGUGUCAAACGACCACCUUCAUGAAUUGUAUGCAGCGCUGGCUGAAGAGCAAGCUCUAAGGCAAGAAGAUCCCUUUUUGGUGUGUGGCAUGUGCAAGAAAAUGGUUGAGGCAGCAGAGAAUCUGCUGGAGAACAAUGUGACAGAAGAGGAAAUAGUCCGUGGAAUGAUGAAAAUCUGCUAUGUGCUGCCUCAUGAGCUCUUAGCUGAGUGCAAGGACUUCGUUGACUCCUAUGGGAAGGCUGUUGUUGUUAUGCUCCUAGAUGCAACUAAACCUGAAGCUGUGUGUAUCAUGCUACGAUUCUGCCCCAAAGACAUCUCUUUGCUCACUGAGAUGUUAGCUCUGCAGCAGCUAGCGAACUACCUUGCGAAAUAUAAUGACAGUGAAUUCUGCCAUGUAUGUACAAUUCUCAUUAAAUAUGUUGAUGAGACACUGGAGAGGAAUGAAACACAGGCACACAUUGGAACUGUGCUUUCUAGAGGCUGCCAAUUGCUGCCAGAAGCUUUGGUGUAUCCGUGUGAUCAGCUUGUGGAGCAAUAUGAACCAGCUGCCGUCCGCCUUCUGAUUCAGGUCAUGGAACCAACCUUUGUAUGCACUAAAAUAGGAGCCUGUCCUGAAUCCCGUCUUUUGGGCAUGCAAGCCUGUGCCCGGGGCCCUUCCUACUGGUGCCUGAACACAGAGACUGCAGCUCAGUGCCAGGCCACUGAAUACUGCAGACGUCACAUAUGGAACUAGAAGAAGCCUGUUCAGUGGGUGAACAUUGCUUUUGUUUGAAAUCCUGGGAUUUGGUGGGGUUGAGAAAGAGAGAUAUCUAAAGCUUGGAAGGACCCCAUAUUUCUUUUCUACCUUUGGUUU